Molecule: messenger RNA, 5427 nt
Organism: Mesocestoides corti
Lineage: Eukaryota; Metazoa; Platyhelminthes; Cestoda; Cyclophyllidea; Mesocestoididae
Source: the annotation of a GenBank genome assembly
AUGAGACAGAUAAAUGCGCCCCUUCAUUCUACUGCACUCAGUUUAGAUGACAGGCUGCAGGGUGGAGUUGCACUGUACCAAUCAAAUAAUGCGAAUCUUUUAAAGCAAGAGACACAAGAUGAUAACCCAGGGGUUUCAAAAUCCGAUUUGGAGUCUAAAGAAGUCACCAAUGAAGGAACCAAUAAGGAAUUAGAAGCAGCCUUGCAAGAAGAGAUCGCGAGGAAACACAUCGAUAUGAUACUAAAUAGGCUCGAAAAACCAUCCCGCUGCUCACGGCUGGUGUCAGCUUUCCAAAAGUUCCUUGACCGAACAUGCUGUAAGUACACGCCGAGGAUGUACUUUACGAAGCCGGCUUCAUGGUAUUCUGCAACCGCGAAGUUAGACGCAGGAACCCUGUUACGAGAAAACUACCUGGGCAUAACGGCUGGUAUUCUGGUGGGGUACGUCACCUUCUUUUUCUUUUCUGCCGCCUUCGCACACGCACCCCACAUAGCCACACUUUUCGCCUGCUAUGUCAUGAUGUUUUCUGUGUUUGGAAUUGCAUUUUCGUCGGACUUUCGCUGUGUGCUCCUAAUUACCCUGCCAUACUUGUUGGCCAGUCGAACGCGAUGGCUCCUGAUGAUGCUUGCCACCGGCCUCACAACUACUGGCCCGGCCCUCAACUUCAUGCACAACUCUGGCAACUUCCGCAAUGCCAUCGCCUGCGUCCUGGGUCAGGUGAGCUCCAACGUAGAGUUGAUGGGUAAAAUCACCAAGGCUCCGUUAAGUCUUAUAAAAAACCAAAUGGGCACCAUGAUCGGCAACCUGAACGACCAACUGUUUCGGGCACGCAACGCUUUGAGAAAAAUCAAGCAGGCAGUUUACAUGGCUACCAAGGUCUUGAACUCGAAGUCGGAUUGGGUGCGCACGAUGGUCGAAUCGUGUGGUGACGAAGUCGCCAUGAAAAACCAAUGCUUGGCCUUCUUCAAUACCCUCUACUUCAACUGCGCUGCCUCGAUGAAGUCUCUGUCAUUUAUUUGCAAUUUACUGCGCAUGUUUGCUGAACAGGCCUGCAAGGGAGUCGCGGGUCUGAAUGACAUUUGCAAGAGGGAGUCGGGCCGCCUGCACUCGGAAAUAACCAACAUGGCGCCGGUCAGCGAGGAGCAGUUAGAGGAGAGUGAGGAAUCAAUACUACGCUUCAUGGGUCGUGAAAAUAUCUCCUUAGAGACUGGUGGAGAGUUCGUGGAUGUGGACUUUGGCACUAACGUCUCAUCCCAGGCCGAAGUUACGGCAAUGAUUGAAGAGAAGAUGGAUCUCAUGAUGAACGGAUUGAAUUCCUUUAAACGAACCAUAGCUUGGAUAGUGACUAUUUGGACGCUGUUCACUGUAAUUCAGUUGAUCGUGCAAUCAGCUCUGUACAGAAAGAAGUGGUUGACCAAGCCACACUAUGACAACGGUUACAUCUCACCACAGUUUGUAGAGCAGGAGAGAAAGGCCUUCGAAAACAAGCGACCUACCACCCUGCCACUGUCAUUUGUUGAGCAGUGGAAGUAUGUGACCUUCUCUUCUCUUUGGUGGUCAAAAACAGAGCGAAGCUCGGCUUUUGGGUCACUCGCCUUUCUGUUCGUGGGUGUCUUUGUGCUGAUUUUAAUCAUCAUCGCCGACUACGCCAUGUACCACAUUGUACUAACAACAGCACCGGCAUUUUCAGAAGGCUUUGGUAAGGCAAAACAGGUUUUGGAGGAUGGGGUAUCUAACAGUGUACCGGAUUUUGGAAUGAGUGCUACUGAGCAGACGGUUCCUGAGAUACAGGGGAACAGUUCGCUGUCGGAGAUGGGACGUGGGUUUCUUGCCCUCGCGAAUCCCCUGAAGGAGGUAUCUUUUAGCGUGGAAGCCUCCAUUUGCCGACCGCGAGCCUCAAAGCCGGACGACGUUACCACCAUCCUGGUCGCGUGUUCCAUCGCCUUGACCCUUCUGAGCAUUGUGCUGCAGGUGUACGCUUUACGACUGCGUCAUAUAAUCCUGGCGUGGUACUAUCCGGAUGGAGCGAGGCGACGCGCUGCCUGGUUACGGGCGUACAUCCGCAACACACGAGGCCUCUUCUCUCGACUGCUCCACAAGAUCCGCAGCCGCAAGUUGCAGCCUGCCGCUGGCAGUGGUCCGCCAGGUCGUCUGAAGUUCAUUGAUCGCUUUCUCUUCACCAAUCCAGUGAUCACUGGUUACCUCGCGAAGGUGGGUUUCAAACGGGUGUUUUGUGCACAGUGCUAUGACGCAGGGAAUCCAGCAAAAAAGGCAGAAUUCGAGCAGAAGUUUGCUCAGUGCCCGCGUUGUGGUCUGUACUACUGUAAAACCUGCCAAACGGACCUCCAAGGUAUUUGCAUAUACUGUAACGUACCCAUAAACACACUCUCAAUGGAGAUUGACUUUGAGCGCUGGAGUUCAGAUGAAGAAUACGACUACUUUUAUAACAGAUACUACACACGACGAAAGCACGAUGAAUCUCAGUUGCCAGCAAAACCACCUAGUCUGGAGGAGACCGUACGACCCCCCUCCAUGAAAACUCGUCCUAGGAUUCUCCUAAAAAGAAGAAUUAAGCCUUUAAUAGGAAUGAAUAUAGGCGCGAAAUUCAGAGCAUUCCUAAAAGGCCGUGGAGCAAAACGUGUUGAUAAGGCCGUCACAACCAUACUCACCAGUUUGCCUUCCAUCCCGUGGUGGAAAAGAAAGAGGAGUACGAGGAGGAGGAGGAGUAGGAGAAGAACAAGGCUUGUUAAGGAAGACAAAAUAAAAUAUUUCUUAGAGAAGGUGGAAGAAGAAGUGGACGUGGAGGAGCCUGAGGAGGUGGAGAACCCAUUUCGGAACAGGGGAACACAGACAUAUCUAGUCAGGCUGUCGGCUCUGAGAUGUGGCUCUGCAUCCGCAUGGAAGGAGAGUCUGAAGGAGACUGGUGAUUUUGAGCGAAGUUACGUCACUGGAAGUGACGCGUCGUCAAUCGGUAUACUGGGUGCAAUUGAACCCUCAAUCAAAUCGGUUUUCGGAGACAGCGAUUUGUGUGUAGUUGGUGACGCCGAAGCACUCGGUGAUCACCCAACCGGAGAAAUCUACGAACCCUCGAUCGAAUCGGUUUUUGGAGACAGCGAUUUGCGUGUAGUUGGUGACGCCGAAGCACUCGGUGAUCACCCAAUCGGAGAAAUCAAUGAGCUCAUUUCGAACGAGAAUGACGUUGUUGGUAGAGCUAACACUGGAGUACAGUUUAUUGGUGAUACACAAUUGAAUUCUACUGGCGUCUACCUGAGUCCACCCAAGUCACCAUCGUAUGACAUCAGUCCAUGUGGAGAAAUCUUACCUGGUGCCGAAAUGUUGAGGGAAGGAAGUUUCAAAGUAAACUCACUUCAACACGAAACAGGUAGCUGCGGUCUGCAGCUAGAUGCCUUGCUCAGUCCUGAGUGCCCUGGUCCAUUUAGCUCGUUAAUACUAACCAGCAUGAGUCCAAUUCAGCAUCUACCUAAAGACAUUAAGGUUGAUUCUGGCAACGACUCGUUCCCCAGGGAGGUUGGAAGAGACCAUAAAGAUUCUUCCUUAGGUCCGCAAAUUUCCGACUUAAAAAGCCUCAGCCCAUUACAUCUUGAAGUUGCUAGAAAGAGCUUGGAUUUAAUAGUAACGGGAGCUGAAGGUUGCCUAGACCCGGAAUUCGCUCACGUUGGGUCAGUAAAUUUACUGGAGUCUUCACUAAAGGAGGAUAUGGUUGAUAAUUUUGAUAACAAGACUGCAGAACUUGGCCUGCCAUCGUUAAUUAAAUCAAACGACAGUCCGAUUAAAGAUCCAUUAACUCCAACCUUGAAUGCAAGUGCCAGUCACCAAACAAGUACCUUUAAAAAGGACAACAGUCAGAAGACGGACUCGCGAACAAAACUGGUUGCCGGAUUAAAUCCAGCCAUUAAAGUAGUCAAUACUGCUCCCUCACAAACACAAAUCAAAACCAAAGGUUCCUCGGACUCACUUAAAAGUGAUCAGUACCUAGAGUCAAGCAAAAGAUUUUGUCCUGCCGAUGAUGGGAAACAGAAAUCCUUCAAGCCACAUCGCGUUUCUACUUCAUCGAAACAUCUGAAAAACAGUUCCAUUAAAAAUAAACCUAAAAAGAAAUUUUUUGAAGGACCCACGAGCAAAAUCGGGUCGAUAGAAGAAAAGUGUGCUUCACUUACUCCGGUAAAUCCAAGUUCACAAAGUCGAGCAACUUCUGACAUUUCAAUGAUUUCUGUGCAGGGCAAAAGUGACACACGCAUUGACAUUGAACCUUAUCUUGGUGGUCCGGAGGCCAUUAUUGGAAAAUCGGUUUAUUCGGAAUUUAAACUUGAAGACACCGGUCCGAAUACGCUCUCUCUCGAUGACAAUAUGACGAAGAUUGGUCUGCAGGAUUUCACCAGUGGGGACGAAGUGGUUGAUGUUGAAACCGACUUAGGCAUUGGCAGUGGCUAUUUGUCGCCACGGCCUGUAGCCACAACCCAAAUAGUCCCGAUUUUGGCUAGCAACGAUGGCGAGGAAGAGGAAAGGAGUGUGCAGUUAAGUCCUGAGGCUGCUAUUAUAGCAUCAAUAGAAGCUGCAAAUAUCGAUCCGUCAGCUCUUCUGAAUGUUCUUCGAGGUAUUAAAUUAAAUCCUGAAAUUUCAGCGAUUGACUCAAUCAGUUCACAUGUAUCUGAAAUGUCAGAAAUCAGCCAGGAUAACCAAUUCUCUGUGAUUUACGACCACCAACGCAAGCCUAAAAGGGAAUUAAUGAAGACGAAGGGUCUCCUCUUGUCACCUGACAAAACACGUAGGGUGUUUGAAGAGACCGAGGACACCAACCAAAUUUCCGACUUAGAUGUUGAAGAGAGAAACUCCUGCCUUUCGACACCGGGUACCUUGUAUUUCAAUGAUAGCGACACAAUAGACGACAGUCUAGGUGAUAACGUUACCCCACUGGACGCUGACACAUUGCAUGAUUCUGGUGAACUGAAAAUGGAGGAAGAAAGCAACUCCCCCGCUUUGUCCCAAACAUCGGAUUUCAGACACCUCAGUGAAUCCGAUACCGAUGCUUUCCUAAAAUUUGAUUCAAAUAUUCAGAACACAGGAAAGAUAUUUAGCAGUUACAGUAGCGGCAGUAAUUCCUUACUCCAGACUACUAAUAAAGAGCAGAUUGACGAUAUUAGUCCCGUGUUGUCAGAUUGCAAAGGAAACGACACCACAGAAAGCGAAAGUGCGUCGUUUCUGUUCCCCGAUCCCAAACUGACGAGAUGGAAUUGCACAAACAACACAACACCGUCUAGUCUUGAAGGGUCCGACCUUCUGGCACAUGGAUCUAUUGGCCACAUGAGUCCACUGAGGUUCAGGAAUUCCAGUAGCGGUCUAACCGACUAUGACUUGUUAAUGAACGAUGGGCAAAUAAGCCCAUUGGACUCCUCAGGUUGUGACUAG